Messenger RNA from Entelurus aequoreus (snake pipefish), 3251 nucleotides. Its product is annotated as centlein-like. Bases 221 to 2206 code for a protein of 661 amino acids. Gene Ontology annotation, cellular component: centriole; centrosome. Gene Ontology annotation, biological process: centriole-centriole cohesion; protein localization to organelle. NCBI's taxonomy places the organism in Eukaryota, Metazoa, Chordata, Actinopteri, Syngnathiformes, Syngnathidae. The transcript is spliced from 15 exons. The record is from RefSeq and is a predicted model, not a curated record.
AAUAAGAAAGUUGUAGGUGCGAUCGGUGGAGCGGCGGACUACAGCAACACCAACACCAGGAGGUUGUGUUGUGUUUUGAGCAGGAUAGCAAACGCACUACAAGCUGCUCGGCAAAGUGGUGGAGGAGCGCCGGGUCAAAAGAAGCACUCCGAAAAAGCCCUCCGUUUCUUCGGAGCGAUUGGAAGAGUCGUUCAAAAAGAUCCAGCAGCUGGAGCAAAGGAUGAUGUCCCUUGAGGGGGAGACGGCGCGGCUGAGGGAAGAGAAACAGCAGCUCCUUGAGGCCAAUGAAGACUUGGCCCACGACUGCUGCAGACUCCAAGCCUCGCGGGAUCACCUGCAAGACCUCAACUCACAGGCCUCGGCCCAGUGGGAACGGCAUCGCGGCGAGAUCGUGGCUCUGGAAGCCCGGCUGGCCGCCUCUCGGAAAGAGUCCUCCGAGCUCCGUCAUCGGCUGCUGAAGCUGAGGCAGGAGUUGGGCAUUCUCCGUGCGGCCCGCGACUUCUACAGGAACCGAACGGCGGGAGCCUCGCGAGCCGGCGGGAGCGCCGGCAGUAUUAGCGGCAAAGCUAAGUUGAAAACAAUUAAGCUCAGGGGUUCCAGCCGCCGAAGCGUCAUCCCCAAUCAAGCCAUCAGCUGGCGAGGCCGCAGCCCGAGUCCCUCUAAGGACGAGUGGGAGGACAUGAGCGGCGAGAGUGAAGAAUACUCGGACAGCCUCGACGGCGCGCCCUCAGGGACGAUGCAUCAUGGACGACACGAGAGAAAGUUCGACAGGUGUCAGCCGGCUGCAGACGCGCAGGUGUCGGCGGCGUGGAGCAGGAAGCACGCUGAUGUCGGGGAUCAAGACAACAAAUGGCAAGAGCGCUGGGAACGUGGGACGAAAGGCGAGAAGAGGAGGAAGUGGAUUCUAAUUAAGGCCCAUCAUGGUGCUGCCGCCUCCUCGUCCUCCCUGCAGCAGCGCGUCGAGUCCCUGCAGCGGCACAUCCACGUACUGCGCCGUGCCAGGAAAGAUGCCGUGCUCUCAGCUCGAGAGCUACAGAGGGCCAAUGAGAAAAUCACAACACAGCUCAACUGCCUCUCCGAGAAACUGAGCAGCAGCAAGCAACUCACACAGAAGCUGAGCUCGGAGCUGGCGGGUGUGGAGCAGCAGAAGAAGGUCCUGGAGAUGGAGCUGGAGCAAUGGCGGCAGAGCACAUUCCCACAACACACCACGCAAUCGCCAGCAAACGUGGGGUGUUCCUGCCGGGCCCUGGAGGCGGAGGUCAAACAACUGCAAGCCAAAGUCAAGAGUACAAGUGCGGAGGUCACGAGGCAGGUGGCGGCUAACAAAGCCCUGCGAGGCCAACUGCAGGAGAAGGAGGACAAGCUCCACCAGCUGCAGGACAAGGCCAGCCACGCCGAGCGAGACGCGGGCAUGAAAAAGCAGCUGGUGGACGACCUGAAGACCAGGCUGAAGUUCCUGCAAGACAUGGAGAAGAGUUACCGUGGCCAAGCGGAGGAGCUGGAGAAGAAGGUCAAGUCUUUGUCAGAGGAAGCCUCCAACAGAAAGUCCUUCAUCGAGUCUCUAAAGAGGCGACUGAACGUGGCGACCACAGAGAAAAGCCAGCACGAGGCGUCUUGUGCCAAACUGAAGGACGACCUGGAAAAAAAGGAGCAGAGAGUUCAUGCCCUCCAGGCUCGCGUGGCCGCCAGCGAUCAGGCCUCGGCCGCUCUGGAACACAGCGCCACUGAGCAAAUGGAGAGACUGACCGAGCAGAGCUCCCGAGCGUUGGACGGGCUUCAGAGACAGCUGGGCCAGGCCUCCUCCCAGCUGGAGCAGCUUCACGCUUUCAUCAAGGCCCUGGCCGGUGAGAUAGUUGUGGAGGUGCACGAGGUCAAGCAGCAGCUGAUGAAGAGGAGGUUGAGGCAGGCCGGCGCUGUUGCGGCUAAAGGCAACCCUUCAGCCAAGUCCAUGAUCAAAGCCAAGUCCAUCGCUGCCUCCAUCCUCAAUAUGUCGGAGAACGAUCUGGCGGACAUAAUGGACUCGGACCAGGGGACAGAGAGUCUUUCAGGGAUUCUGGGAGAUCAGGACUGGCUGGAUCAUCUCAACCACAUCCUCCAACAGAACGUCCCCUCUGCCGGCCAGCUCAUGGAGGCUUUGCGUGUGAAGAUGAAGGAGAGGAAGGUGCUGACAGAAGAGCUGACCAUGCUGGCACACUGCCAAAACUGAAAUCUGAUGCAGCAGCAGUCAGCAAAAAAAGCCUGACUCCCCGGGCCGAGGCUGGGAAAACUGCCAUGCUCCUUCCCCACCCCCCCAACCCUUAUCCCGACUCGGUGGGAACUCGGAAUGUUUUGGUGAAGCGCCUCGGACCCAUCCAAGGUUUUGUAAUGAGCCCUCGACAUCUGUGUUGGCGCUCGGGGUCUGUCGGAGGAAAGCCUUUUGGCGCCUCUCCUCCCAGUGAUGAAGCUAAUCUGUCACUUUUAUUGCCAUUUAUUUACUUUAAGGUGACCCAACACAGUCUUGAUAUUCAAGGUUUUGUACACUUUUAGGGGGUUUACGCCACCACAUGGACCUGAAAGUCCAUUGAGCAUCUAUAAGCAGCGGCGUCCGAAGUGAGCACAUUUUUUAGGCACAUUCUAAAACCACAAAAAAAGAUAAAAAGAGCAUACGGAUGGGAUGUGACGUAAAAUAAAAAGUCGCAUGCUGACUCUUAAUGACACAAAGUUGUUUCUUUAAAGCUGUCAUUGCUCAAAAAUAAUAAUGAAUCAAAAGCAAUGCUAUGAAUUAUUGACCUGUUAAAGGCUCUAAUUACUUGACAUCAAAUAUUCAAGUUUGGGGGAAAAUAUUGUCAUAAAAGAACAAUAAUUUAUGACAACAAGGACAUUAAACAAGCAAACUAAAACACAUUAAAAAACAUUUGUAAAAACUAGAGAUGUCCGAUAAUAUCGGUCUGCCGAUAUUAUCGGCCGAUAAAUGCGUUAAAAUGUAAUAUCGGAAAUUAUCGGUAUCGGUUUUUUUAUAUCAGUAUCGGGGUUUUUUUUUUUUUUUUCAAUUAACAUAAAAAACACAAGAUACACUUACAAUUAGUGCACCAACCCAAAAAACCUCCCUCCCCCAUUUACACUCAUUCACACAAAAGGGUUGUUUCUUUCUGUUAUUAAUAUUCUGCUUCCUACAUUAUAUAUCAAUAUAUAUCAAUACAGUCUGCAAGGGAUACAGUCCGUAAGCACACAUGAUUGUGCGUGCUGCUGCUCCACUAAUAGUACUAACCUUU